Molecule: messenger RNA, 1452 nt
Organism: Malassezia restricta
Lineage: Eukaryota; Fungi; Basidiomycota; Malasseziomycetes; Malasseziales; Malasseziaceae
Product: sorting nexin-4
Exons: 3
Coding region: 1-1452 (483 amino acids)
Biological process (GO): cytoplasm to vacuole targeting by the Cvt pathway; autophagy
Cellular component (GO): phagophore assembly site
Molecular function (GO): phosphatidylinositol binding
Source: RefSeq, a predicted model, not a curated record
AUGACUGCGGAACAGGACGCCGAGCAGCUCUGGCUGGGCGAAUUGCGUGUCCAAAUUAUCGAUCCGCGGAAGGAGACGCCUGGUGCUCAGCCGCAAGAAGAUGGUGAUGAGGCAGCGUCGACGUCGACACAAGGCCGAUCACCCACGUUUGUGUCUUAUGGCGUGCGCGCUGAAACGACGCUUCCUCACUUUUCACGCUCGCACAUGGUGACUCGUAAACGUUUUCAGGACUUUGUGUUCUUGCAUCAUACGCUCGUGACAGAUUUUCCUGCGUGUAUUGUGCCGCCAUUACCGGACAAACACCGCAUCGGUUACUUGACGGGCGAUCGAUUCAGUGUGGAAUUCAUCAUGCGACGAUGCAUGGAGCUCCAGCUCUUCUUGGAACGCAUUUGCAGGCACCCUAUUCUGCAGCGCGCCGAGAUUGUGCAGCGGUUCCUGGAGUCAAAGGAAUGGCACAUUGAUAUGCAUACACAUGCGGGUCAUCGCAUCGCAAGUACAUCGGCAGCGGAUGCGCUGCCGCUCCCACCACCAACGUCUUCUGGACUGCUAGAGUCGGUGAGCGACAUGUUUGUGAAUGCUUUUACGCGUGUCCGUAAACCAGACCCACGGUUUGUCGCGAUUAAGGCGGAUUUAGAGGGCGAGGAGGACCGUGCUACGCAGUGGGAGCGUGUCCUCUUGCGCAAUCGGAUGCAUGUAUCAGUGGCGGCUUUUGACGAAUUGUAUGCUGCACAUUUGGGCGCCUCGACUGAAGACUUGACCUCUGAUUACCACGAUGUAGCAACAGCGUUCGAACAGCUGGGUGAACUAGAAACGGGCAUGACGCAAGACGUACAGCGCACGGGUCAGGCAUUGCACGAGUUUGCUGAGCUCGAGUCGCGAUUCACCUUCCGUGUGCUGGACGAUAUGCUCACCAUGCUUCGUGCGAAGCAGACCUAUAUCACUGCUCACAAAACGCUACUCAAACACCGAGAAGCGAAGCAACUUGACUUUGAAGGGCUCACUGACUAUCUGCAUUCGACGGUCACAGAACGCGACCGCCUCGCCAACCUCGGCACACCCGAUGGCGAGCCUGUGCACGGCAAUGUCCGCGGCAAGGGUAUGCGCGGCUACAUGCGCCACAUGGUCGACCGCGUUUGGGGCGUCGACGAGGAGCAGGCGCGUAUUGAUCGUAUGCAGCGCUUAGAUGGCCGGAUUGAUGAGUUGCAAGACGCCGUGUCACAGUCGCACGCACAGUCGCAGGCUUUUAAUCAGCACGUGGCCAAGGAGCACUAUAUCUACGAGCUUGGCCGUCGUCGCGAGGUGCAGCAGUCGCUUAAGCUGUACGUCGACGGCCACGUUGACAUGUAUGAGCAGGGCGUCCGCAUGAUGGACGAUCUGAUCCGAGCACUAGAAAGUGGCACCGCCGACCCGGAGGAGCUGGCGGGAAAUGACACAACCACCACAUCUGUAUAG